Messenger RNA from Cryptococcus amylolentus CBS 6039, 1118 nucleotides. Its product is annotated as 6,7-dimethyl-8-ribityllumazine synthase. Gene Ontology annotation, molecular function: 6,7-dimethyl-8-ribityllumazine synthase activity. The record is from RefSeq and is a predicted model, not a curated record. Lineage: Eukaryota; Fungi; Basidiomycota; Tremellomycetes; Tremellales; Cryptococcaceae. Bases 39 to 689 code for a protein of 216 amino acids. Gene Ontology annotation, biological process: riboflavin biosynthetic process. Gene Ontology annotation, cellular component: riboflavin synthase complex; mitochondrial intermembrane space; intracellular anatomical structure. The transcript has 3 exons.
CCUUGCCUUCUUACAACUUCCCCCGCACACCUACCAUCAUGGCCGACGCUACUAUCAAGGGUCUCCCCCCUCCUCCCGUCUCCUACGACGGCUCCAACUUCCGCAUCGCCAUCGUCCACGCCCGUUGGAAUGACGCCGUCAUCAAGGCUCUCCUCGAGGGCACCAUCUCCAAGCUCAAAGCCCAAGGUGUCAAAGAGGAGAACAUUGUGGUGAAGAGUGUCCCGGGGAGCUACGAGCUUCCAUUCGCCUGCAAAAAAUUGAUCGAAGCCGGCAAGACCCAAUCCGCCAAUGCCGCUCCUUCCAUGCUCGCUUCCACCACCAACCUCCUCUCGCUCGUCGACUCGUCCUCUCCCACCACCCCCCAGUCCACCACCCCUGCCCCUGCUGCGGGUACCGCCUCUACCGCACCCUUUGACGCUGUCAUUGCUAUCGGCUGCCUUAUCAAGGGUUCUACGAUGCACUUUGAGUAUAUCUGUGAGGCGGUCACCCAGGGCUUGAUGAGAGUGCAGCUGGACAGCGGGACCCCGGUGGUAUUCGGUGUUUUGACUGUGCUGAAUGAUGAGCAGGCGUUGGUCAGGGCUGGCGCUGGAACGAAGGGUGACAAGGGACAUAACCACGGAGAAGACUGGGGUCUUGCUGCUGUGGAGCUUGCUUCGCAGUGCAAGAACUGGGAGAAGGGUGUCCUGUAGUUGAACAGGAGCAAAUAUCAGAUGACACGCAAGAAAGCUAGAAUGCAGCAUGUUGAUCCAAGUAGCCCGGGCCAAAGGGCUACAAGACAGGGGGUGGGUACGAUUGCAAAGACGACACAUACAUCGAAAAGAACGGCGGAUUACGAUACAAACUGUACACGCUUGUUGUGGCGAGCUAUCGUCUUCCGGAACGUUGACCAUUACUCAGCUAGACCUUUGCUAAUAUAUGCAGUCCAUAUCUGUGGUAUGUGUCUGUGCUGUCGUCUGGUAUCCCAAAAAGAUUUGGGAGAAGAAAGACCGUCUUCCGUCUAGAAUUCUGCCAGAGUCGAGAGAGACUCACGACAUAUAGUUGUCGAUAGCAGUACGAGCAACGUCGCAGAAUAUCAGUGGAUGAUACUCGCAUUGGCAGACCAGACCAAGAUCGAACAG